This is a messenger RNA of Staurois parvus, 388 nucleotides long. The record is from the annotation of a GenBank genome assembly. Lineage: Eukaryota; Metazoa; Chordata; Amphibia; Anura; Ranidae.
GAGAUCCUGAGAGCAACCCAUUCUUUCACCAAUGUUUGUAGAAGCAGUCUGCAUGCCUAGGGGCUUGAUUGUAUACACCUGUGUCCAUGGAGGGGAUUGGAAAACCUGAAUCACAUGACAUGGAGGGGAUUGGAACACCUGAAUCACAUGAUAUGGAGGGGAUUGGAACACCUGAAUCACAUGAUAUGGAGGGGAUUGGAACACCUGAAUCACAUGAUAUGGAGGGGAUUGGAACACCUGAAUCACAUGAUUGGGAGGGGAUUGGAACACCUGAAUCACAUGAUUUGGGGGGCUUGAUUGUAUACACCUGUGUCCAUGGAGGGGAUUGGAACACCUGAAUCACAUGAUAUGGGGGGGAUUGGAACACCUGAAUCACAUGAUUUGUAGG